This is a messenger RNA of Exaiptasia diaphana, 1417 nucleotides long. RefSeq lists its product as uncharacterized. The record is from RefSeq and is a predicted model, not a curated record. The coding region runs from base 249 to 863 and encodes 204 amino acids. The transcript has 2 exons. Lineage: Eukaryota; Metazoa; Cnidaria; Anthozoa; Actiniaria; Aiptasiidae.
CUGCCAGCUUCUGCCAAGGCGUCGACAUCAACAAGCUCGCCAAAGACCACUACGGCAUCGACAACACUCCCGCCAGAGACAACAACAUCGACAACACUCCCGCCAGCAACAUCGACAACACUCCCGCCAGCAACAUCGAUAACACUUCCGCCAGAGAUCAGCAAACAACAUCAUCAAAGCUAACGGGAACUAACGAUAUUUUCAUUGCCAAUACGACUUCAUCCACGGUGCCUGUUGAACCGGAAUCUAUGCUAAAUAUACAAAAUAUAAAUCAGAUCAGCUUGAGUGGCAUUGUCUUUCCCAUCAUUGGUGCUGUAAUUUUGGUCAUCGCUAUUUACUACUUCAUUAAAUGGCUGCGAGAAAAGAAAUGUCCGAAACGUCCUUCUAGUGAUACUCAAGCAUACGAAGCUGUAGAACUACAACCAACUCAAGCGGAUCACAAAGAGUCUGCAGAAGGGAAACCAAAUGACCAGGCAGAAAGGAAAGAUGAGUCUACAAGGAUAACACCAUACCUGGAUAACCCUGAAACUCACUGUACUGCUGACGGACCUUUUGAAAAAAUCUGCGAUUAUGUCAACGGGCUCAAAUAUGAUGAUUUCGAGAAGGUCUGCAUCCGCUUGGGUAUUGGCUAUCUGAAGGUACGUCAAUUCUAUCCUCAUGAAAAUACAGGAAAGUUCAAGAGCGUCCUUAGGACUUUAGCGUCUGAAAAUCCCAACUUGACCCUUGAAGACAUCGCCCAGGCUUGCGAAGGGCACCAGUUUGUGGUCGAUCUGCUCAGAGCGGAAGAUAAACGUCUUCAAAAAAAUAAACAGAUUAUGGAUGAGGAAACGGUAGAGGUAAUUCAUGGUAAUUCAUGUAAUUGAUGAAAUUAUCAAUAAUUAAUAGUUAUGACAAAUCCUUAAACGCGUAAUGAGUUUUGCCUGUGAACAUAGAUUAAUACUGCAUAGUGCAUUACAAUACCACAAUGGAUUGUUGCUUAAUUUAAACUCCAAAGAUAGCUGCGUUACAAAAUUACGAUUCUGAACUUAAUUACUUUUCAUUGAAGUUCUUGACUGAACGGAGCUGAUAUUGUCACUCAUGACUCUCACUUUUUCAGUUAACGGUGAUAAAACGACUAGCAAUGCAUUGCGGUCUUGUAAUACACUUCUAAUACACUGUUGACCUUAGCCUGCGUAGUGGCUCUAGGGGAGGGGCUGAGUUCGAAUAAAAUAAAUGGCUUACCUCUCGAGAUGUCGCUAGAAACUGCUUUAUUCUUUAGAUUAAUUCGAAAAAUGAUAGUCUAGCUUUACGCUUUUAGUAGCCUACGUAGCCAGGCCUUCUUAACCGCUUCGAGGAAGUUGCUCCUUCGGCCCAAAGUCUCUCGAAACGGGAGAAUCUACGUAGAACUCAAUUGAUGUAUAAUAUAUUCAUAAAGAUA